Durusdinium trenchii is the source of this 281-nucleotide messenger RNA. NCBI's taxonomy places the organism in Eukaryota, Dinophyceae, Suessiales, Symbiodiniaceae. The record is from the annotation of a GenBank genome assembly.
GUGCUUUUCCUUGGACGACCGAGAACAAACCGCAGACAGCCUCCUGGAAUGUCUACUUGGAUCCCAUUGCUGCUGCUCAAGUGUAUGGCUAUGGUUUCCCCCUUGUGUUGCUAGCGGACAACGCUUGCGACACCUUGGUCGUGGACCCGAGCGAUCCUGAAAAGUUUCUGAGUUGUCGGGACAGCCACCUGGACAUUUAUACUAGUAGCAAUGACGCUAUUAGGUGGAGGCCAUCGCUAUUAGGUUGGAGACCAUCGCUACUAGGAACAAGAAGUUACUAG